GCUAACGGGGUUGGCACAUAUGGCCAUCGCCUUGGUUGAGUUUUUUUUUGUAGUUUCCUUUGUUUACCUCAGUUCAUGCGAUAUGCGGUUAAAACGCUCUCGCUGACUAAGCUCGUUAACAUUUUCUCCUCGCGCUCCUCUCACCUUGAUGAGAAGUCAGAAGAAUGAUCGCAUCCCUGUCUAAAGGAAAUCUGCUUGACGUGCUGCAGGAGGGUCCCAAUGAGCAACUGGCUGCCUAUGUGUCUUGGGUUAAUGCACAGCUGAGAAAGAAGCCUGAACUGAAACCUGUGAGUGAUCUACGACAGGAUCUCAGAGAUGGUGUGGUUCUAGCACACCUCAUUGAGAUAGUGGCUGGUGAGCUGCUGGAUGGCCUUCAUUAUGUGCCACGUGACGACCAGGAGAGGAAGCAGAAUGUGGAGAAGGUUCUGCAGUUUGUGUCAUCCAAACGGAUCAGAAUGCCUCAGACAUCUGCCAGGGACAUUGUGGAAGGGAACCUCAAAUCCGCCAUGAGGCUCAUCCUCGCUCUAGCUGCACAUUUUAAACCCUCCGCAUCAGCCAGUCACAGAGCUGGAGCUGGCUUAGGCAGGAGUUCCACUGGCUCCUCGACCAAUCACAGGCCUCAUUCCACCAUGGCCAUGGCCCAGAAUGCAGCAGCAGCAUUGGCAGCAGCCAGGCAGGAUGCCUCUCGCCCUGGCCGCUCUGUUUUUCAUCUAAGGCAAGAAUGGAGUCGUUGCUGCAGUGGUGAGGAGGAUGGUGAGAACCCCUGCUGGAGUGUCCGGGAAUUGGUUCAGCAGUACGAGGGGCAGAAAGAGACAUUUGAAGAGGAGACAGGAGCAAGAUCUACUGGCCUCAGUUCACCGAGCCCCACCCACAGUCCCCAAGACUCUGUCAGCCUAUCAGACAUGAAGGCAGGACUAUUAGACACCUUGUCCAGGGAGAAAACUAUUAAGUCAGAGGACACAGUGAAAUUGGCCCUGUAUGACCAGGCCAUUGUCUCGGGGCAUGAUGGUCUAGCUGGUGGCUGCACCUGGGAGGACAAACUGUGUGAGCAGCAGGAGCAGCUGGAGAGGGAGAUGCAGGAGGCACGGAAAAUGUUGUCUAGCCUACAGGCCCUCCUUCUCCACGGUUCAUUACCUGAGGAUGAGCAGGAGGUGUUGCUCAGUCUGGGUGAGGGGGUUGAAAAUGCGGAGCAGCAACUGGUUGUAAUACGAAGUCGCCUGGACCAGAGCAUGGCGGAGAGUCAAGAACUAAAGAGGGAGCUGUUGAGGUUCAAACAGGAGGCUCGCAACCUGCAAGGAGUGAAAGAUGCUCUUCAGCAGCGUAUGGCUGUGCAGGAGUCCUCAGUCCUGCAGCUCAAACAGGAACUCCUGCGCACCAGUAUGGCCAAAGAUGAGCUGGCGGGACAAAGUGCCGAGCUACAGAGGAAGCUAGAGGAGAGGAACAGACUUCUCAGCGAAUAUAAGAAAGAACUGGGCCAAAAGGAUCGACUUCUGCAGCAGCAACAGCUGAAGCUGGAUGAGGCACUGCGCAAGCUGACAGACAGCAGCAGCCAGCAGGCUUGCCUGCAGAGAGAGCUGGAACACAAGGAGAGUAUUCUCAAAGAGAUAAUGAGCCAUGAGACAGAGGAGCUUUCUGGCUCGCAAAACAAUGGCUACUCACACCCACCCAUCACAACAUCAAAACCACACCAUGGGGCGGAGGAGCUGCAGUUAGUAAGAGAUGCUCUGCGUAGUCUGAGGAACAGCUUUGGAGGUCACGACCCUCAGCAUCACACUCUGGACACCCUUGAGCAAGGUGUGGCCAGCCUGAUGGAUCGCCUCUAUGACCUGGAAGCACGCCACAAAAAGGAGAGGAGGACCCGAGGCAAAUCUCCAGGACAUAAAGCAUCUCAUUCAGAUCGAGACUCCUGGCCUCCUACUUCAAAAAUGGCUCAUUCUCAGAGCAGCCCUGCGUUAAACUCUUCAGCAUGCACCAAAGUCCUGUACUUUACUGACUGUUCCCUCACGCCAUUCAUGAUCAACAUCCCCAAGAGGCUUGGGGAGGUCACCCUGCGAGACUUCAAGGCUGCUGUAGAUCGGGAAGGCAAUUAUCGGUACCAUUUUAAAGCGCUGGAUCCAGAGUUCGGCACUGUGAAGGAAGAGGUGUUCCAGGAUGAGGCAGUGGUGCCUGGCUGGGAAGGGAAGAUCGUAGCCUGGGUAGAAGAGGAUCAUGGGCAAAGAGGGACCUAACACAAGUCAGCAAGAAGCUGUCAAAGGAAAGAGAGACAUCUGUGCCAAAAUGAAAUAACAUUGAUUUGUAACUCAAGUGUACAGAGGAUGGAGCUUUAGUGCCCUAAAAAGUCCCACCCUCCUUUUCUCUAUCCUGCAUGAGCUGAACAGCUGAAUGCACCUGAAAGGACUUGGAGGAUCAUCAUAAGGAUCACCAGAAAUGAUAGAGUCCCAUCUUCUGUCCUGUCCAGACCAGUAUUACUCAAACAUAUACAGAGGAUGGGAGAACAGGAUUUCUGAUCUCUUUUAGAGGUCUUGCCAUAGAACGGACACCCAUUCCAAUAAACGCUUUACGAGCAAACAAACUCUUCACUGUGAUGGAGGAGCCUUUUGUUUGUUACUGUAAUGAGACGCUGGAUUUUUCAGUUCACCUGCUUUAAAGUAGGUUCCGCCAGAGUACUUUUUUGUUUGUUUUGAUGAACCAAAAUUGAAAUCAUUUUGCAGUAAAAAGAGACCAGUUCGGUAAUCUUGACUGUCAAGAGUAUUUGUGUGAAUGUGGUUAUGAAUCUUAAGAAAGCAGCAGUAAAAGUAUGUGAGUAUAGAGCAGAAAGGAGUUUGAAGUUUUUUAUCUUAGAGAAAGAGUUUCCCUAAAAUAUACGUUAGACAUUCUUUAUGAAGUUAUGCAAAAAAAAAAAAAAAAGAGGGUAAAUCAGUAAAGGACCCAAAGUGUUUUGCUUAUUUGAUAUAAGUGAAAGUGACGUGACAUGUGGCCAAGUAUGGUGACCCAUA
This is a messenger RNA of Sinocyclocheilus anshuiensis, 2996 nucleotides long. Its product is annotated as dixin-A. The transcript is spliced from 21 exons. The coding region runs from base 165 to 2228 and encodes 687 amino acids. Gene Ontology annotation, biological process: canonical Wnt signaling pathway. NCBI's taxonomy places the organism in Eukaryota, Metazoa, Chordata, Actinopteri, Cypriniformes, Cyprinidae. Gene Ontology annotation, molecular function: protein binding. The record is from RefSeq and is a predicted model, not a curated record. Gene Ontology annotation, cellular component: cytosol.